This is a messenger RNA of Diaporthe amygdali, 1212 nucleotides long. RefSeq lists its product as uncharacterized. The transcript is spliced from 5 exons. The record is from RefSeq and is a predicted model, not a curated record. Bases 1 to 1212 code for a protein of 403 amino acids. NCBI's taxonomy places the organism in Eukaryota, Fungi, Ascomycota, Sordariomycetes, Diaporthales, Diaporthaceae.
AUGCGAUCAGCACCCAGUCCUCCUUGGGCUGCAGACCCUCCUCCUGGCGAAACUCAGCAUGUCGAAGAUCCUCCAAGCAUAUCUGGCAUCGCCGUCGGAUUCGGUGCCUUUUCGACCAUCCUGGCAUUUGUCGUGGUGUGCCUGCGUAUCUACGCCAGGGCCUUUGUCGUCCGCGGACUGAAAGCUGAUGACUAUCUCAUGAUAAUUUCUUUGGGCUUCAUGAUUGGUUUCUUUGUUCUCUGCAUCCAACUCACGAAGUUCGGAGUAGGACAUCACAUGUGGGACGUGCUUUUGGUGGACUAUUCUCCUAGCAUCCUCAAGCUCACCUUCUUCGUGCAAAUUAUUGGCUGCCUGAUGAUCUCAUUCAACAAACUCUCAGUUCUCGCCCUUUAUCUUAUCAUCACGCCAAAGAAGAAAUUCCAAGCCGCCGUGUUCGCCUUGAUGGGAAUUGUGACCGUCUUCACAGUAGCAUUCAUCCGCGUCUUGACUCUGGAAUGUCAUCCGAUAGAAGCCCAGUGGGAUCUGUCGUUGGCCUCUCACCAAUGCAUGAGCCCCUCGGUCGCACCUCUGCUGGUUCUCAGCAUCUUCAACAUCACGAUCGACAUUGCAGUCGUGCUGCUGCCAAUCCACGUCAUCCUGCCGCUUCAAAUACCAAAGAAGAACAAGAUUCAGUGUCUGCUUCUGUUCGCCGCCGGCGGUGGACUUGUAUGUGUGGCUGCCAUCGGCAGGACCGUGACCUUGAGAAACUUCGACGGCGGUCCUGCAGAUAUCGACUUCACCUGGAAGCUAGUACCGGAACUGCUCUGGGCCUUCGUUGAAAUCGGCGUCGGAAUCAUCGCCGCUUCCAUUCCACCCAUCAAGCCGCUCUACAAACGUCUGAUGGCGAAGACGGCGUGCGGAUUCCAGGGCAGCGCACACAAUCAUUCAGGCGUCAAGUUGCAGCACGUUUCGGAUCGAUACAGAGGCCAAAAGGGACAUCAAGUCUACGAACAGCAGGCCAGCGACAGAAUCACUUCGAAAUACGGCUCAGCAGACGAAGAGUUAGGAGUGGUCGCCAAGGACGGUGACGACAUUAACAGCACCUUGGAGAAACCUAUCUUCAACGGGUCUCCCUCCAGAGACCCUCAUGCACAGAGUGGUCGUACGGAGAACAUGCCAAAGUCUGACAGGCGUGGGGAAGUAAUCGUCGCUGAUUUUGCAGCGGCGCACUGA